AUGGCCACUCACCUCGCUGCCGUUUCCCCAGCCAAAGGCAAACCCUUUGAGCUCCAAACUCGUCCUACCCCAAAGCCAGGACCAGGCGAGCUCCUCAUCGCUGUCAAAUCCGUAGGCCUCAAUCCGGCAGAUGCCAUCAUGCGUGACCAAGGCAUCUUCAUAUCCACAUACCCUACGGUCAUCGGCUUCGACAUGUCAGGCUUAGUCCUCGAGAUCGGCGAGAACGUGCCCACCGGUGCGGCCGACGCUGAUUCAAGUCCACCCUUCCGACCAGGUAUCACUCGCAUCGCCGCCUACUCCGCCUGUGCCUGGAAGUCCUGCGAUCCAGACUAUGGCGCAUUUCAGGAGCUGUGCCUCGUCCCCUGGCAGCAUGCCGUGCCUAUUCUGGACGAAGGAUUGUCUUGGAACCAUGCGGCAACAUUACCAGUCGCCGUUGCGACGCCACUGAGCGCUUGGGAUAUGAUGGGUAUCCCCCGGCUGGGAGAUGGCAUUGCCUCUGCUCCAAAUCCAACUGUCUCUGCUGAUUCUGGUACCGAUAUCGAUGAAGAGAAGCGAAAGAAUAACAUGGGGAAAAGAGAAGCUCUUCUCAUCUGGGGAGCCUCCUCUAGCGUCGGUACCAUGGGCGUGCAAUCAGCCCGGCUGCUGCGCGAAGAUCCAAGCUCGUCUUUCGCGGCUGUGUAUGCCACGGCUGGAGAUGUGAAUAAGACUUAUGUGGGAUCACUGGGCGCAGACCGCGUGUUCGACUAUAAAGACCCACAUGUAGUGGAUGCGAUCGUGUCAGCGGCUCAGGAGGACGAGUUAGUAAUUCGACAUUGUUUUCUUGCUACCGGGAAGUUGGCGACAUGUCAGGCUGUGCUUAAGGCGUUCCUAGAUGAGGAUCAAGAAGGGGAAAGGAUGAUGAAGGCGAAUAUCGGGUCGGCGCCUAGGGUUCCGGUAGAUGCUGAGGUCGUGGAUGGAGUGGAGACGAUAUUUGUGAUGCCGUCAAUGGUAGAAAGGGAGAGAUUGGAGCAGUUCCGGUACUGGAUUGGAACGUGGCUGGGGGAAAACUUGGCCAAGGGAACCAUCAGGCCGAGUCCGGAGCUGAAUGUUGUGGGGAAGGGUUUGGGGGCUAUCAAUGAUGGAUUGGACAAGCUGCUUCGCGGGGUGAGCUGUACAAAGUUAGUAAUUGAGAUUGCUGAGUGA
Molecule: messenger RNA, 1182 nt
Organism: Penicillium pulvis
Lineage: Eukaryota; Fungi; Ascomycota; Eurotiomycetes; Eurotiales; Aspergillaceae
Product: zinc-binding alcohol dehydrogenase family protein
Exons: 1
Coding region: 1-1182 (393 amino acids)
Molecular function (GO): oxidoreductase activity, acting on NAD(P)H
Source: RefSeq, a predicted model, not a curated record